This is a messenger RNA of Loxodonta africana (African savanna elephant), 786 nucleotides long. It is a transcript of the gene KCNMB2, whose product is annotated as potassium calcium-activated channel subfamily M regulatory beta subunit 2. The record is from RefSeq and is a predicted model, not a curated record. Gene Ontology annotation, cellular component: voltage-gated potassium channel complex; membrane. NCBI's taxonomy places the organism in Eukaryota, Metazoa, Chordata, Mammalia, Proboscidea, Elephantidae. Bases 64 to 771 code for a protein of 235 amino acids. Gene Ontology annotation, biological process: detection of calcium ion; potassium ion transport. The transcript is spliced from 4 exons. Gene Ontology annotation, molecular function: calcium-activated potassium channel activity; potassium channel regulator activity.
UUUCACCAUUCCUCCAGGACUUCCACUGUAAGGAAAGGGGUCCCUGAAUCAACACCCUCUAAGAUGUUUAUAUGGACCAGUGGCCGAACCUCUUCAUCUUACAGACAUGAUGAGAAAAGAAAUAUUUACCAAAAAAUCAAGGACCACGACCUCCUGGACAAAAGGAAAACAGUCACAGCACUGAAAGCAGGAGAGGACCGGGCCAUUCUCCUGGGACUGGCCAUGAUGGUGUGCUCCAUCAUGAUGUACUUUCUGCUGGGAAUCACGGUCCUUCGCUCAUACAUGCAGAGUGCGUGGACCGAAGAGUCUCAGUGCACCUUGCUGAAUGCAUCCAUCACGGAAACGUUUAAUUGCUCCUUCAGCUGUGGUCCAGACUGCUGGAAACUCUCUCAGUACCCCUGCCUCCAGGUAUAUGUGAACCUGACUUCUUCUGGGGAAAAGUUCCUUCUCUACCACACCGAAGAGACAAUGAAAAUCAAUCAGAAGUGCUCCUAUAUACCUAAGUGUGGGAAAAACUUUGAAGAAUCCAUGUCCCUGGUGAAUGUUGUCAUGGAAAACUUCAGGAAAUACCAACACUUCUCCUGCUAUUCUGACCCUGAAGGCAACCAGAAGAGCGUCAUCCUAACCAGACUCUACAGUUCCGACGUGCUGUUCCAUUCACUCUUCUGGCCAACGUGUAUGAUGGCUGGGGGCGUGGCGAUAGUCGCCAUGGUGAAACUCACACAGUAUCUCUCCCUGCUCUGUGAGAGGAUCCAGCGGAUCAAUAGAUAAAAGCAAAAAUGGAUG